Molecule: messenger RNA, 1602 nt
Organism: Tricharina praecox
Lineage: Eukaryota; Fungi; Ascomycota; Pezizomycetes; Pezizales; Pyronemataceae
Product: porphobilinogen deaminase, dipyromethane cofactor binding domain-containing protein
Exons: 2
Coding region: 149-1324 (391 amino acids)
Biological process (GO): heme biosynthetic process
Cellular component (GO): cytoplasm
Molecular function (GO): hydroxymethylbilane synthase activity
Source: RefSeq, a predicted model, not a curated record
UAUUCACCAAUCCGAAGUUACGGUAAAUGUCUCCAUAGAGCACCCCCGCACGGAGACAUCGCUUACUCGUGCGCACUAGGACCCGUAUAUAGACACCAAACCUAACGCCGCCACUGAGGACCCACCUCCUCCCCAUCUCCUCGCCACGAUGCUUUCCUACCUCCUGGCAUAUAUCUGCGCCGCAAUCAUGUCGCAAAUCACCCCUCACCUCAACCCCAACAAGAAACGCCCCGGCGUUGUGCUGGGAACCCGGGAUUCGGUGCUGGCUCUAGCCCAGACCGCUAUCGUGGAAAAGUUCUUGCGCCAGAAGUUCGGCCCCGAGUUCGAGAUCGGAAGACAGGCUAUCAAGACUGCCGGAGACAAGAAUCAGACCGUUGCACUACACGAGAUGGAACGUAAAAGCUUAUGGACUAGUGAACUUGAGGAUAUGCUUGUUGUCCGUAAGGUGGACAUCAUCGUCCACUCUCUGAAGGACAUGCCGACCGUGCUUCCCGAAACCUGCAGUCUCGCCGCUAUCCUGGAGCGCGAAGACCCCCGCGACGCCUUCGUGGUCCGUGCUGGCCACCCCUACAAGUCCCUCUCCGAGCUUCCCGAUGGCGCGAUCAUCGGUAGCUCCUCGGUCCGCCGCAUGGCUCAAGUCAAACGUCUUUACCCCCACCUCGUCCUCGUCGAUUGCCGCGGAAACGUUCCCAGCAGACUCAGAAAACUCGACAACGUCGAGAACCUCCCCCAGUUCAAAUACGAUGCGCUAAUCCUGGCCGCCGCUGGUCUUCUGCGACUUGGUCUUGGUGAUCGCAUUACCGAAUACCUCGAUGCACCCGAGGUCCUCCACGCCGUCGGCCAGGGCGCAAUCGGCAUCGAGAUCCGCGCCGGCGAUGACGAUAUCGUCGAAGUUCUCAAAGGACUGACUCAUGGGCCUACCGCAUUGGCCUGUUACGCUGAGCGUGAACUCCUGCGUACUCUCGAGGGCGGUUGCAGUGUCCCCAUCGGUGUCAAGACUACUUGGGAAGAGGAUGGUGCUCUGCACAUGCUUGUCCGUGUAUCCAGUCUGGAUGGCACACAGAAUGUCGAGGCGGAUGAGCGCGCGAAGGUUAGCAGCCAGGCUGAGGCUGAGGUCUUUGGCCAUGCUGUUGCCCAGAAAUUGGUCGUUGGCGGGUGUGUCCCGAUCCUAGAGAAGAUCGAGUCGGACAAGAUCGCCAAAGAAAAGGCUAAGCACACCGAGGAAGCUGCUAAGGCUGAUGCAACUCGCGAAGACGACGAGGGUAGUCAACUGGGAGAGUCGGUCGUCCUUGUCGAGAAUGAGGACGGCGGUCCAUCGGCUUAGUCGCUUCGUCCCAUGGAGCCAAUUAGGAGUGGAUGGGUCUGUUUGUGGCGGAUUCAGAGGCACAGAACGAGACGAGCGCAACCAAUGGUAGCACACAGGCCGUUGGUAAGUAGCUUCCUGCUAUGUAUCUAGCUAGGCUGUGUCGGCAAUUGUUUUAUUUCUUCUUGUUUCUGCGGAGGUGGAUAUCUUUCUCGGUUUCUUUUGCGUUGGGUUCUGGAGUGUGAUGGAUGCAUGGGAAGAGCAUUGUACCAGUAGAUAUUGAUGCACGACCGUGGACG